Monosiga brevicollis MX1 is the source of this 9786-nucleotide messenger RNA. RefSeq lists its product as uncharacterized. The transcript has a single exon. The record is from RefSeq and is a predicted model, not a curated record. Gene Ontology annotation, biological process: fatty acid biosynthetic process. The coding region runs from base 1 to 9786 and encodes 3261 amino acids. Gene Ontology annotation, molecular function: 3-oxoacyl-[acyl-carrier-protein] synthase activity; phosphopantetheine binding; fatty acid synthase activity. Lineage: Eukaryota; Choanoflagellata; Craspedida; Salpingoecidae.
AUGGGUCACCUCGUGCAUGGCAUACUUCAAGCCACCAGUGAGCCUCUCCCGCUGGGGCUUCGCCUCGCUGCCACGCUACUUGGUGCUCAGCCAAACCUGGCCGAGAACCUGAUCCCAUGCAGCUGCGACGCCCUCUGGACUCUUUUAGCUCCGGCCCUGGCCACUCAGGUGACGGGCCGACAGUUUGAGCUCGUAUACGCGUCAUCGACUGCAGCUGCCGACUCAAAGCCACUUGUUCUCGGGCUAGAAGAAGAUGCCAGUUUUGACCCAAAGUCAAUGCGCGACCAGGCAGGCCAGGUGGCAGCUGGUCUUGCCGCGAUUUUACAGUGCCCAUGGCCCGUAGCUCUGGUCCCCAGCCUGGCCUGGUCGCGCGUGCAGGCACAGCCACAAGCUUUUCCCGACCCUCUCCAAGCUCUUCGCUUUAUGCUUGUGCGAGCAGAGCGCCACCCUCAGGCGUUGGAGCCACAGACGGACGAGUUUUUGGAGCCCGUCACCGGCUUGGCAGCUUGGACGGCUCGCCGCGUGGCCCAAGCUGCCUGGCAGAGCCGCCACAUACGCGGGCCAGUCACUGCUGCGGGCUGGCCUUUAGCGACCGUCUCGAACCCUGACUCUCCGCUGCUUUCAGAUCUGCUGGCCGAGCUGAUGCGCUUUACACAUGGGGCACGUCUGAAUCCCGAUACCCCUCUUGCAGAGCUUGGCCUCUCGAGUCGGGAGGCUGUCGAACUGCAUGCCCGUCUGCAGACACGCUUUGCUGUAACGCUCCCCAUCUCCGUGGCCUACGACCAUCCCACGGCUCAAAGUCUAGCCUUGGCCAUCAACCGUCGGCUCUCUUCCCAGCCCACCACGAUGCCCACUAAUCCAGGCCCUUCCGUGCCCAGACAGCCGCAGUGUGAGGCUCUCGUCAUCUCGGGCAUGGCGUGUCACUUCCCAGCCGGUUGCGAUAACCUUGUCGCUUUCUGGGAGCACCUGGCCCGUGGACAGGAUGGCGUUACACCCAUUCCAGAGGAGCGCUUUGCGGCCCAGGAGCUGCGUCAACUUCCAGCCCACGAUCCCCGGCACAUGCCCGUGCAAGCCGCAGGAUUGCUUGAAGGCGCUAAUCUCUUUGAUGCGGCUUUUUUCAACGUGUCCCCGCGCGAGGCAGAGGAUAUGGACCCUCAGCAGCGCUUAUUGCUACACCAGUGCUACUCGGCCCUCGUUGAUGCCGGGUACGACCGCACCCAGCUCGCUGGGCGCCGAGUGGGUGUGUACGUGGGGGUUACCCACAGCGAUUGGACCGCACAGCCCUCUGACGGUCAGACUUCGGCAUUUCGCGCCACAGGGGCGGGCCGUGCCAUUCAUGCCAAUCGCCUCUCCUUCUGGCUGGGUCUCAGUGGUCCGAGCCUGAGCGUGGAUACGGCUUGCUCGAGCUCGCUGGUGGCCUUGCAUUUGGCCCGCCGCGCCUUGGAUUGCCAUGAGAUUGACCUGGCCAUUGUGGCUGCUAGCAACCUCUUGCUGGGCCCCGACUUUUUUAUUGCCGCCUGCCGUGCUGGCAUGCUGGCGACUGACGGGCGGUGCAAGACCUUUGCCGCGACAGCUGAUGGCUAUGGUCGAGGCGAGGGCGUGGCAGCAUUGAUUUUGGAGCCCGCUGACCGUGCCAGCUCUGAUGCGGUCUACGCUCAACUUGAUGCCACGGCUAUCAACCAGGAUGGUCGCACGCAAUCGCUGACUGCUCCCAGUGGGGCCGCUCAAGAAGCCCUCAUCACCGAGGCCAUGGCAACCGCGGCCCUGCGCCCUGAGGAGCUGAAUUAUAUCGAAGCCCAUGGUACUGGCACUGCUCUUGGUGAUCCCGUCGAGGUGCAGGCCAUUCAGAGAGCACUUUGCUUGAGUGAACCGAGCAACAACGCCGCUGACGCAGCUACAGGGCCUCGUCACCUCGUGCUGGGCGCCGUCAAGUCGAACAUUGGGCAUCUGGAGGGAGCUGCCGGCCUGGCGGGUGUCAUCAAGGCCGUGCUCAGCCUCAAUCAUGGCCGCGUGCCUGGCAACCUGCACAUGGACCCUAGCCAUGCCACGAGCUUGAACCCCCACCUUGGUCUGGCCUCAGCCAUCACUCUCUCAGGCCCCGGCGUGUUUGCACCGCUGCCCAGCAAGCCCGUUCGCUGGCACGCCGGAAUUAGUUCCUUUGGCUUUGGUGGAACCAAUGCCCAUGCUAUUGUAAGCACGCCCUCCCACGGACCCCACCGAACACAGCAUCGGGCGCAGACGUACCACCCAGUACCGGUGCGCACCUUUGAAGGAUCUGGACUGCUCACAACCAACCAGGCCUUGCGGACGCAGGCCUCGACGUGGUCGGUUCGCGUGGUGUGGAACAGAUCUGAGUGUCAAUUUCUUGCCUCGCAUGUCCUCGGGUCUCAACUGGCUUGCGUACCAGCCACUGCCAUGGCUGGUCUAGUCGAUCACCUGGUGCGCGAAGCCUGGCACUGCCCCACCGUCGAGCUCACGGAGGCCCAGCUUCUCAACGUGAUGCUCGUGCCUUCGGGCCCAGCAGCCCGGCUGUGGCUGCAACUAACCGUGCACGACAACACGCGCGCAACCCUUGAUGCAGUGGACGCUAACGGCGCCGUCUUGGCGCAUCACUUUGCGUGCCGUCUGACCAAGCCAUCCCGUGAUGCAUCGACUACCGUACACGAAGGUCCGCGCGUCCUGACCUCCGCGCAGUCUUUCGAUGCGUGGGCUGCAAUGCACACCGUAGGGCAUGGAAUACGCUUCAAAGGGCCCGAGCUUUAUACAACGCUGGGCAACGCAUACAAGGGCGCCUUUGUCGCGGUGCACGCCGGUGUCAUGAUGAUGAGCCGUGCGGAGUCUGACAGCGUGCUUACGCAUAUUCAACCUUCCUCCGCGGUCGGGGAGCAGCACGCCAUCGUCGCUACUCUGGACGCCCUGCUACAUGGCCCCCUUCACAUGCUUGCCAAAAGCAAAGCCGGUGUUCGUGCAGCGCCACGCUACGUGCAAGGCUGGCAAAGCCUCCAGUUGCACAGCUGGGCAAGCCUUCGACACGGCGUUUUCUGCCGGGCUGUGCGUGCCAGCUCCAGUCAGCCGGUGUUUGAUAUUACCGCUUGGAACGUGUAUGGUGAUCUCCUGGUCAGCUGGCGCGGUGUGAAGCUACCGGCUGGUAGUGCUCAGACGGCAUCUUUGGCCCACCCUGUCCUUGACGGUUUGUUGACUCAAACCCAGCUCAAGCCUUGGACAAUGUCCACCAGCUCUUCUGCAGCCAACCUCGCUUGCGUGUGUCAAGGCACGAUCCUGAUGCCGGAGCGAAUUGCGACGGAUCACGCCGCCUCUGUGCAUGCAACAAGCAAGGAUGAUGUAGCCAGUUGGUGUGGCGCUGUAUGUCAGGCAGCCACCGGUUCAGGGCGCGGUCGUCAACUGCAUGUGUUUGCGUCGAGGGCCGGGAAUCAGGCAGCUGUGGCGCAAUUUGUGGAGCGCUUGCAAGGUCUUCAGCGCCGUGGUGAUCAAGCGCGCGUUCUCUGGCUCACAGUGUCUGAGUCAAACAACACCACAGCGAUCCCUGCAUGGUCUGAUGGCCACGCAGAAGCGGCCUUGGUGCAAACCCUUGCUCUCGAGACGUCAACACUGGCUCCAGUAAUCCACGUGCAUAUUGCUGAUGCUGAAAGUGGCAGCGACCGUGCCGCUGCGUGUCGAUCUAUCCUCCAACUUGCGCUGAGUCAGCCAGGCACGAAUUCCUGUGUCCUCAGCAACGGAAGUUUCUGGCGUCGGAUGCAGCAGCGCAUCUCGCCAUCAACUCAGCGACUCUGGGCCAUCAUGCCCGUGAGCGAUACCCCCGCCGUGACUCGGACCGCCUUUGUUGUGACGGGCGGAUUGGGUGGUCUUGGCCUGCGCGCAGUGCUGCAGCUGCUGACCACGCAAGACCCUGCGCUUAUUGUCCUUGUGGGGCGUCAGGCACGGAUACGGCAGGCUGAUGCCGCCACGUGGACCGCCAUCCAGCGCCACGCAGGCCAGCGGACCCGCUUGCGCAUUGCUUGCGCAGAUGUGAGCAAUGCUGCUCACGUGUUGGCUUUGGGCCGCGUCGUUCGUGCCGAGCUUCAAACUCUGCCCCACAGCCGUCUGACAGCCAUCCUCCACACUGCUGGGGUCCUGCAAGAUGGAACCUUCAUGUCUUUGCAACCACGCGACUGGCGAGCCACAGCUGCGCCCAAGCAGCAGGGUCUGGCCCAUCUUCAUGGCUUGGCGCUGUACUUGGGAGUUCGAGUACCUAUCGUGGCGUAUUCGUCAGUCACGGCUUGCUUUGGCGCGGCUGGCCAAGCCAACUAUGCCUACGCCAACGCCUACAUGGACGAGAUGAUGGAAGCGCGCUGCAACGUGGGCCUGUUUGGCCUUGCGCUGCAGUGGGGUCCCUGGGCUGAGGGCGGUAUGGCCUCGCGCGAGGCGCGUGCACUCGCCCGCUUUGCACAGCAAGGCAUUGGUGCUGUAUCCGAUGAACAGGGGCAAGCUGCUCUAGCCCUAGCGCUACAUCUCAUGGCGCGCGCGUGUCAGGCAGAGACGGCGAAUCGACCUGCCAUUCCUAGCACGCUCUGCAUCUCGCUUCUAGCAUCACAAACUAGCCCCUCAACGACUGAGAGUGUAGGGACGAGUCCAUUAGAGUCGGCACCCCAAGCCCAGGCUCGCGCUUGGAGUGAAGAGGAUGUGAGCUCGCAGGUGGUGCAGGUGGUCUCCAACGUCGCUGCCCUCGACUUGGCCUUGGACGAUCCUUUUAUGGAAAGCGGCUUGGAUAGCUUGGUAUUGAUCGAAGUACGCCAGGCACUCAACCAAACUUUGGGCCUCUCCUUGGCCAGCCACGUUCUGUUUGAUUAUCCGUCACCUCGCGCUCUGGCUCAGCACAUCGUGGCUUGCCAUAGCUUGACGUCCGAGGGCGCCGAAGUGUCGAGUCUGACCACCCCUCGGCCCAUACAGCCGUCGGCCGGUCUAAGCGUGUCUUUUCAUCGACCAGGGCGCGACUACGCCAUUGCAAUCACCGGUCUUGGAUGCCGUUUCCCUGGCGGAGCCACGGGCUUGGACCGGUUUUGGAAGGUGCUGGAGUCUGGUCGCGAUUGCAUUAGUCCUAUUCCCUUGGAGCGGUUUGACGUGGAGGGCAAGUUCAACCCAAACCCAGAAGUUCCCAAUAGUGUGUACGUCAAGUCGGCUUCCGUGUUGGAGAACAUUGACACCUUUGAUGCACGAGCCUUUGGCCUGUCCAAUGCCGAGGCCGCCGUCAUGGACCCCCAGCAGCGUUUACUGCUCGAGGUGUGCAAUGAUGCUCUGAUUGAUGCUGGCUACACGCGUGAGCAGCUUCGCGGACGGCGAGUGGGCGUCUAUGUUGGUUGCAUGACACUCGACUACGUCUGGGCGUUGAAGCGAGUCGCCAGCGCCCUGCUGGCCACGGGAGGCUCGCGCGCCAUCCUGUCCAAUCGUCUUUCCUACGUCUUUGAUUUUCGGGGUCCGAGCAUGACUAUCGAUACAGCCUGCUCGAGCGCGCUGGUUGGCCUGCACGGGGCCGCACAGUGCUUGCAAGACUGUGACGUGGCCGUCGUGGCUGGUAUUAACAUGUUUCUUUCCUCGACCAUGUUUGAGCUCACGUGCAAGGCACGCAUGCUUUCUCCCGAUGCGCGCUGUCGAUCCUUUGAUGCCAGCGCCAACGGCUACGUGCGGGGUGAGGGCGUUGGGGCCCUGGUGCUGGAGCGCAUGGCCCCUGCACUGCUCUCUCAGGAUGACCGCGUCUACGCCGAGUUGGCCAGCACGGCGCUUAACCAGGAUGGGCGAAGUGCGGGCCUGACCGCACCGCGAGGACCAGCACAGCAGGAAGUGAUCCGAGAUGCUCUCGAAAAAGCUGGUUUGGAGCCCACUGACGUGGCCUAUGUCGAGACGCACGGCACAGGUACGGCGUUGGGAGAUCCCAUCGAGACAGGGGCUCUGCGUGCUGUCUUUGGUGAUGACGCAGAUCGCACCCAGCCUCUUGUGCUGGGCGCGCUAAAGAGCAACAUGGGCCAUACCGAAGGAGCUGCGGGCAUCGCUGGUUUGAUCAAGGCCGUGCUCUGCCUCAAUCAAGGGCGCGUGCCAGGCAAUCUGCACCUCCAGCAGCUCAACCCGUCCAUUGCCAUGGACAAUUUUGAUGUUGCUUUUCCCGGCCCCGGAGUUGGCCUUGCUCUCCCCGACGCCAGCAAGGACGGUCAAGUUUACGCCUGUGUAAACUCGUUUGGGUUUGGUGGUGCCAACGCGCACUGCAUCGUGGGUCGAGGAGCAGACUGGGUGCCGCGGCGACCCAGUGCUGCAGCCGUGUACAAGCGCCGAUGGUUCCCCACUUUCUACGAGCAUUACGAGUUUGCUGGAGACCGCUCCAUGGACGGCCCGACUCGUGCCAAGAACGUUUCAUCCAGUCCGGUGGUCUAUGAAGGGCGUUGGGGCCCGCGCCUGCUGCACUUCUUCGCGCAGCAUGUGGUGGGCCAUACCACAGUGUGCGUGCCUGGGACGGCUUUGCUCCUCUUUGCUCAGCGAUGUGCAGUGCGUGAGCUAGGCGAGGCCAGCUUCAGCUUUGACGACGUCCAGCUUGAACAUAUGAUUCGUUUUGACGCGCAGACGUCGGCCAUCUUCGUGCGCUGCGAGCUCAACUUGUCCACGGGGGCUGUCCUCGUGGCAACUCGCAUGGACGAGCAUGCAACUUGGACCUCAAACCUGCAAGGCCGUGUUGUCAGCUCACCGCAGCCUAAACUCCAGCCGCACGCUGCAGCAUUUGAUUGGGAAGCCUGCACAAGCGCAUCGGUUGUUGUGGACCCCCACCUGGUGCUUCCUACUCCCGAAGCCGUGUACGCUUACAUGGACAAUCGCUAUCAGGGCGCCUUCAAAGGCAUUUUGAGGGCCGUCGUUUGCGGAGAACGGCUCCUUGCAGUUGUUCGAGGUGGUUGUGGGGAUGCGCACGGUGAUGCGCACGCCGUGGCCUGGCUUGAUGCAACCGUUCAUGCCAUUGCUAUUCUCGACGCUCAAGUAUUGGGCCUGGACAUGACCAACCGCGCCCAUUAUGUGCAAGGGUGGGAGCAAUGGUGGCUGGCUCCCGUUGUUCGUGGUGCAGAGCUGGACCUGAAUGUAUCGAUUCAGUAUCGACAGGACGGAAAAUACGACGUGGACGUGCACGACUGCGAGCAGCAAAGGCUGUGCAGUCUACGCGGCGUCCUGGUUGGAAGCUACGAUGUCACCAACAGCAAGCGGGUCGCCCUAGCACCCGUGACUUUGCAACAAGUGUGGCAGCCACUGCAUCUCACCGACAGCCCCAGCAUUGCAGGCAUGGCACCACCACAAGACGCCCUGCUUUUGGUGGAACCCGAGUUAGCGGCGUCUGUACCGGUGGCUUGGCACGGCAACAUGCAGCUGCUCGAGUCGCUCAUCGCCCAUGAUUUACAACCCAAGUCGGUAAAGCAAAUAGUACUUCUGACAUGGGGGCGACAUGGUACCUCGCUGCAUCGCGUGUUGGCUGCGAUCACCGCGUACUGCCACGUGGGAGGUGUUUCACAACUGCUGUGGGUAACUGUCGGACCUGCACAAGCCCAGUGGGCUGCCGCUGGUUUACGCAGUGCAGCCAUUCACGAGCCGCAGCUUGAGUGGCAGCACGUCCACAUUGUGGCCAAAUCUCCUGAGGAAAGCUGUUUAUCGGCGGUGAGCUUUGCUCUCGCUUUGGGACCCCAUGCACUCUCUGAGCGCAGCGUAUCGCUCACAGUGCUGGACGAUGGAAAGGUCCGGGCAGAUGCGCUGCGCUUGGACCACUGUCCUGGCACGCUCAACAUCUGCGUCGCGCGUCGCGUGCACAAUGCUGUGAGUGGCCGAGUUUUUGUGAUUACGGGUGGACUCGGUGCGCUGGGUCUGUUGACAGCUGAAUGGUUACUGGAGUACGGUGCCGCACAUGUGUGCUUGCUGACAAGAUCAGGAUCUGUAGAAAAGCGCAGUGCGGCGCGCUGGACAGAGCUGAGGAAAGCAUAUACUGACAGUAAGCGCUUGACAGUGGCUCGUUGUGACACGUCCAGUUUGCCGCAAGUACUGGCGCUAGUGCGUGCCCUGGAACACACGAUUGGGCCUGUACAGGGCCUGAUUCAUAGCGCUGGCGUACUGGCUGAUGCGUUACUACCAGACCUUACCAUGGACCAUAUCGAGCGUGUGAUGCGCCCCAAGGUCUGUGGUCUGUGGCAUUGGCAUUGGACCCUUCUCGCCGCUCGACGCUCAACUCUCGCAGUCAAGAGCGCACAACCCACCAUCAUGACCUACUCGUCUUUAGCAGCCAUCGUGGCGUCACCAGGGCAAAUCAACUACAGUCUGGCCAAUGCACUGCUGGACAACCUAGUUCAGGAGCGGGCUAGUGUGGGACUAGUGGGCGCGAGCGUGCAGUGGGGUGCGUGGGCUGAGGUUGGGAUGGCCGCACGCAAAAACAGCGCGGUGCACUUGAAAAGAUUGGGCUUGGGCGAAGUGACAUCUACCAUCGGUCGCGCUGGCUUUGACGCCGCCAUGACGGCAAGGCCAGGCACGACCAUAGCGGUUUCUCCGCUUGACUGGAACGUCGUGAGUGGACGGGUGCGAGCCACAGCCGACAAACAGUACUUGGAGCGCCUAUUGCGCAGCACGCCAGCGCCGCAGCGCCCACCUCAGGCAGCAUCGCCCUCAGCAACCGCUCCACAACAGGUGGUACCGACACAACACUCAAAAGCAGAGAAAAAGCCUAGCAUCGUAUGGGACAAGCGUGAGCUUGAGGGUGUGGUGUUUGAUGCUCUGCAAGACGUGGCAGGGGAGCUUCCCGCGCUGGAUGAUACCCUCGAAAGUGUCGGGCUGGACAGCUUGGCUCUUAUGGAGCUGCGCCAAACCUUGACGGAAGCGCUUGGCUUCACCUUGUCAGCAGCUGUCAUCACGGGAGGCAUCACCCCACGUUUGCUGCUGGCCACCGCAGAAAAGCUGCUGAAUGAGCAGCCCGGCUCGAAUGACCGCAGUCCAUCCGCAAUUUCGCAGUCUUUGUCUGUUUCAUCAGGCUCGGACAGCCUUCAGAGUGCCAGCGAGGCCGCGAGCAGUGCGAGCAGCUUGAUUGGCGAGGCUCAAAACCAGAUCCAUCAGCUCUCGCACGCAGAUGUUUGCAUGCAAGUCGUGGCGUUGGUGGCCGACCUCGUUGGAGAUGAUAUUGAGUCAGACAUGUCCUUUGCCGAAGCUGGAAUGGACUCUUUGACCUUGUUGGAACUACGCCAGGCUGUGCGGGAAACGUUUGACCUUUCCCUGGCUGCUACGGACUUGAAUGAAACUUCAACGACCAACACCCUAGUUGAGCAUAUCUGGGCUGCGCAGCCCGCGCUGCACCCUUCUGAACCAAAAGAGCCAUCUCCUGAGCCAAUCUUCCUCGCAUCCAGGCGGGCCUCUCUGACAGGUGAGGAAAUGGAGUCAACUACGUCACAGUCGCACUUCUGCUCAGCACCAAAGGUGACAGAGUCGGCUGUCGGGUUUGUGCGUUCGGAGUUUGGCAGCGUGCAAUUUCUGGGCCCCGUUCCUGCCAACAUCAGCCUUCGGACAGCAGUGCAUUUUGGCCCCGGCCAGAUCGAGCUGGACUCAAUACUGGAGGACUUGCCAGCCAUUGUACAGCUUCUAAAUAUUGCCCAGCCGCCCACCUUGAGCAGCAAGGAGUUUCAGCAGGCGUUGCUGGCUAGCCCUGGCUUGACAUCGUUGGCAUACGAGCCCACUGCACAGACGUGGACGUUUGCGAUUAACACGCUGGAACAUGGAGCUGUUCAAGCAUGA